AUGGCAACGGAUGACUCUGAUAACAACGUUGAGAUAUGGAAGAUUAAGAAGCUUAUAAAGGCACUGGAAGCUGCAAGAGGCAACGGAACCAGCAUGAUAUCUUUGAUUAUACCUCCGUGUGAUCAAAUUUCUCGAGUGACCAAGAUGCUUGGUGAUGAAUUUGGAACUGCUUCAAACAUUAAGAGCAGAGUGAAUCGUCAAUCUGUGUUAGGUGCUAUAACAUCUGCCCAGCAGAGGCUCAAGCUCUACAACAAGAUACCACCUAAUGGACUCGUGCUCUACACAGGAACAAUAGUAACAAGUGACGAGAAAGAGAAAAAAGUUACAUUUGACUUUGAGCCUUUCAAACCUAUAAACUCAUCUCUAUAUCUCUGUGACAACAAAUUCCACACAGAAGCUCUUAAGAAGCUGUUGGAAUCGGAUGACAAGUUUGGUUUCAUUGUUAUGGAUGGUAAUGGUACCCUCUUUGGGACAGUAAGUGGCGAUACUAAGGAGGUUCUACACAAGUAUAUUGUUGAGUUGCCAAAGAAACAUGGAAGAGGAGGGCAAUCAGCUUUGAGAUUUGAUCGUAUUCGUAUGGAGAAACGUCACAACUAUGUAAGGAAGACAGCAGAGCUUGCAACACAGUUUUAUAUCAAUCCUGCUACUAAUCAGCCUAAUGUUUCUGGACUUAUACUUGCUGGAUGCGCUGAUUUCAAGACUGAGCUCAGUCAAUCUGAUUUGUUUGACCCUCGUCUUCAGGAGAAAAUCUUGAAUGUUGUCGAUGUCUCUUAUGGGGGUGAGAAUGGUUUCAAUCAAGCUAUUAAGUUGUCCUCUGAGAUUCUUGCCAAUGUGAAGUUCAUUCAGGAGAAGCGUUUGAUUGGGAAGUAUUUUGAGGAGAUAAAUCAGGAUAGGGGGAAGUACGUCGUAGGUAUUGAUGACACUUUGGAAGCUUUACACAUGGGUGCUGUGGAAACACUGCUUGUUUGGGAAAAUCUUGAAAUUAACCGCUAUGUUCUAAGAAACAAUGCCUCUGGUGAAAUUAGUAUAAAGUAUUUAAACAAAGUGCAGGAGACUGAUGAGAGUAAUUUUAGGGAUUCAGUCAGCGAUGCUGAACUUGUAGUUGAGGAAAAUAUGUCUCUGAUUGAGUGGUUUGUUAAUGAGUACAAAAGAUUUGGCUGCAAGCUUGAGUUUGUCACAAACAGAUCUCAAGAGGGGUUAAAUUUUUGUACAGGUCUUGGUGGGAUUGGUGGCAUUCUUCGUUACCAGCUUCUUAUUCAUUCAUUUGAUGAGCUGUCUGAUGAUGGUGAAAAUAAUGAUAUCCAAAAUUCUGAUGAUGGGGAAAGUUAUAAUACUGAAAAUCAUGAUGAUGGGAAAAAUUAUAAUGCUGAAUAG
Messenger RNA from Lactuca virosa, 1374 nucleotides. NCBI's taxonomy places the organism in Eukaryota, Viridiplantae, Streptophyta, Magnoliopsida, Asterales, Asteraceae. The record is from the annotation of a GenBank genome assembly.